CAAGGCGCUACCUACAAAAAUAAGAAAUGAGUGUCUGAAAACAAUAUAUUGCAAUGAAGGAGCAAUGAACCAAUCUUCGAAGGACUGUUAUUCAGCCACUCAAGCCUUUGCUCUGAAAUCCAGCACUCUCUCUCAGCCCCUUUGUUCUGAAGCCGUCGCUCUCAAACCCUUUGCUCUCACACUCUUCGUUAUCAGACACUGCAUCUUGGGCCACUCUGUUUUAUUUUGGUAUUGUUCGUUCAAUAAUUGCUAAAGAAGACAGUCCGCCUGACGCUUCUGCUCUCGUAUCCGGUGCUUUCAAGUGUCGGGUCCCUAGAUUCCCAUGUCCUCGGCGGUAAUGCUCGUAAGAGAAUGUGAUUCUACAUUCGCCUGGAGAAGUAAGUUCCAAUACCUUAAUAUGUAUCACAAGUGAUUUUUCCACAUUCAUUUCAAUAUUUUUUAGUUUCAUGUAUGUCAUAGAUGAAAACUCUAAUAAGCGAUUGUUCUUUGUGAGAUGAUCUAGAUAUUAGGCAUUUUUUGAUGAUUUAGUUUUUUAUGAUAUUUUUAUCAAUCAUUUGUCUAAAUUUAAAUGAAUUGUUAAUUCAGGUGUCAAUACUUAUGUUUUCAAUCUUAUAGACAUGUCAAUAAGAAAACCUUGUGUUACCCAAUUAACAUUGUUAUUCUCGUAGCAGCUGUUGCACUUGUUCAACUUUCUCUUACAUGUGUGCUUUAUAAUGUUUUGUAUGUACUUCAAUUCGAUUUUAGUUUGUUCUGUUAGUGCUUUAUUGGCCCAUAGUGAUUUGUCAAUCACCUUUGUUAAAAAUAAUGUUUUAUAUUCGAGAGAUGUUUCACUUUAGGAAGACCGUCGGUGGUAAUUUUAUUGAAAGAUUGUAUGUGUUGUCUCUUCCAGUUUUUUCUCAAAAUAAUUGUAACUCCCUUUCCUUUAACACUAGUACAAUACUGCAAUUCUUGUGAGAAAGCCUGUGUUCGACAUUUAAGAUUUGGACAUGUAUUGGAUAAAGUCAUUCGACUUUUGAAUAAUGACAUUCCUUCUGAUAUUCCACAUUAUUUUUUCUACUUUCAAUUGUCAAAUUUGUUUAGAAGAUUAUCUUUCACUUAAGAAUGUGUCUCAAUUCUGUUUGAUCUAUUAUAUUAAGAUUUGGGAGUCUUCUAUUUGAUAUUUUUGCUCAUUCAUGAACCUGUAAUCGCUAAUAUUUUAAAACAUUUUUUCUAUCAAACUCAGUUUGGAACCAGGUUAAGUGUUUUAGGUUUGACAAUGCGAAAGAACUUGCUUUUACUAAUUCUUUAGCAGAACAAGAAAUCCUCCAUCCAUAUUAUUGUGCGGGGAGGCAAAUUGAAUGUGGCUCGGACUUUAUUUUUUCGAUUCAAGUUGUCAAUUCAAUUUUCUGGAAUUGUAUGUCCAUGGUUGCCUUUGUAAUUAACAAGAUUUUUCUGUUUAUUGUUAUGUAUUAGUUAUUAGUCACUAGAUUUCCAUAUAAAUCAGGAUGACCUUAAGUAAUAAAUAUAUGAAGUUAAAAAUGUGAAGAUUUAGAUUGGAAAAGACUAGCUUUAUAAAACAAUGAAACAUAUUGUGCUAUACUCCGGUGAUCUCUUUCCUAGCACGCAAAUCCCCAUCGUGUGUAAUGCAGGUUUUUUUGUAGACAAUUUUGAAAAUGACUUAGUUACAUAAGAAAUCAAGUAUAAUGGGGCUAAUUAUACUAAUUAAAAUGCAUAGAUAAGGUCUAGUUUCAAAUAGAUAGUUUCCUUAUGAAUAAUGCAAUUCCAGUAAGAAAUACUAGAUACCUUUAUUAAUGAGCAUGCUUAUGUUUAUGCACAAAUUUGUCACAUGUUGAUAUCAACUUGUAUAAAAAUAUAUACAAUAAAUGAACAUGUAACUUAUAUCUUCUAAAUGAUUAUCUACGAGAGAGUUUAAUAACACAAAAUAGUUAAAAUCCAAAUAGAAAUUUAGUUGCGGUGUGAAGAUAGGUAGUAAUCUUUUCGUUUUUAUACCAGUAAUUGUAUGAAUGAACAAACAUAGUUUACCUUGAAUCAACAGUAAUUGUAUGAAUUGAGAGGUCACACAGUUCUUGUUGGCCCAACAAGAACCUCCCUUCACCCAAAAGAUGUUGAUGUUAGAUGAUGGGGAGCGAGCGAUAAAUAUCAGAGCAUGGCAGUAUGGCAGUUUGAGACAGAACUACCUCUAGUUUGAAUCUUUUGAAAAAUAUCUAUAACCUUUGGCAGUAAUUUUAGUUUGGAUGAACCGUUGGAGAAAUGAAAUUAUGAUAUUUGAGAUAUCAAAGAGCAAUAUUUGUCGUUCUAAUUCCUCAACCAUUCUGGUAAUUUUCUUUUAUUUAUUGAUGUUUCUCCUUCACUUUUAUUUCUCCUGUGAUUGGUGUUUCUCGAAUGAAUGAGAAUCGAAUUUUUGGUACCCAAAUAGGCAUUUCUUUGCACCUUUGAUGACAUCAGGCUAAAAUUUCAAUUUAGUUAAUGUUACCUAUCCCCUGUUUGUGAUAAUGCUCACUCUCUUUCUUGCUUUUCACUGUCUUCCUAUCUUUCUUGGCAUAAGAAUAGGGAAUGAGGGGUUUGCGAAGCCUUGAGGUCUGGAAACUAGGAGUUGUCAACUACAUUGAUGCAUUGAAACUGCAGGAAAAACUGGCCUUGGAUAGAAAGCUUCAUAGGAGACGUGAUACUCUUCUGUCUUUGCAACACCCCCCUACAUACACUGUGGGCAAAAGGCAAACUGUUCAUAAUUUGUUAAUCCCCCAGUCAGAGUUGGAAACAAUUGGAGCUGAACUUCACUACACACAAAGGGGAGGAGACAUUACAUUUCAUGGUCCACGUCAAGCCAUUUUGUAUCCUAUCCUAUCACUUCGUGAGAUUGGGCUUGGUGCUCGGAGUUUUGUGGAGAAAAUCGAAUCAACCAUGAUUGAACUGGCUGCUAUGUAUGGCGUGAAAGCUUGUCCUGGACAAAGUGGUGAAACUGGGGUAUGGGUUGGAGAAAGAAAGAUAGGUGCCAUUGGCGUUCGGAUAUCGGGUGGAAUCACUUCUCAUGGGAUGGCAUUUAACAUUGAUCCCGAUUUAAGCUACUUCAGGCACAUUGUUCCUUGUGGAAUUGCGGAUAAAGAAGUAACAUCUUUGAAAAGGGAGACAGAUGUUGUCCUUCCCGAGGGAGAAAUAGUACAGGAACAAUUGGUUUCAUGUUUUGCAAGAAUCUUUGGUUAUGAUAACCUGAUUUGGAAGGAGGAUGCUUCAGUAUAUUUUGAUAAAGAAACGGAAUGAGAUUCAGUUAUUUGAGCUAGCAUAAAAGUGUAGAUAUUUGUUUCUUUCUUUCAUUCUUUGUUAAAUCUUUAAGUUAAUACAAUUCUUUCUUAUCUACUUAUGUAUCAGAACAUGAUCGAAGAAUCAAUUUGAUUAAACUAGCCGAUGAAUGUUAUUUAAGCAAAAUACCAUAUUAA
This is a messenger RNA of Vigna unguiculata (cowpea), 3434 nucleotides long. It is a transcript of the gene LIP2, whose product is annotated as lipoyltransferase 2. The record is from RefSeq and is a predicted model, not a curated record. Gene Ontology annotation, biological process: protein lipoylation. Gene Ontology annotation, molecular function: lipoyl(octanoyl) transferase activity. Lineage: Eukaryota; Viridiplantae; Streptophyta; Magnoliopsida; Fabales; Fabaceae.